AUGUCAAAUUUAGAAGAACUCGGUUUGUAUAUUGCCAAUCCGAUUGGACCAAUUAUUGAUGGUAUUAAUUUGAAAGAAAAUAUUUUCAAUUAUAUGCCAAAAUUAAAGAAAUUUGAAUUUGAUAUUCAUUCAUAUAUUCGUCUUAAUAAUCAAUUUAAUUUACCAUCAAAUGAAGAUAUUCAAAAUACAUUUAAAAAUGUAAAAAGCAAUCAAAUAAUUUCAUCUAUUGAUUAUUUUCCAAAAACACAUCGAUUUCAUUGUCAUGUUUAUUCAUAUCCAUAUACAUUGAUGUAUUAUCAAAUAAUAACGAACAAUUUUCCUGGUGGAUUAUUUACAUGUGUUCAUCACAUAUCAUUAAUGGAUGAACGUCCUUUCGAACAUGAAUUUUUUCUUCAAAUUGCUAAAUCAUUUCCAUUUAUCAAAGACCUACGUUUAUAUAAUUCGGAACCACAAAAGAAUAAUAAACAACAACAGUCAAUUAUUGAAUAUCCUUAUCUUAUUGUACAUGAUCUUCGUAAAAUUCAUGCAAAUUAUCUGGAACUAUUUUUGAAUGAUACUAAAAUGUCUUUAUUAAAUGAUAUUAUUCUUCAUGUGAAUUAUGAUUUAUUACAAAGUGUAACAGACAAUUUUACAAGAGAUGCCACACGAAUCAAUUGUUCCAAAGUCCAACGUCUAUUCUUAUACAAUAAACAAGAAUUAUCUCCAGGUCUAAAAGACUAUUUUCCUCGUGCAGCAAUAUUGUGA
Molecule: messenger RNA, 744 nt
Organism: Rotaria sordida
Lineage: Eukaryota; Metazoa; Rotifera; Eurotatoria; Philodinida; Philodinidae
Source: the annotation of a GenBank genome assembly